AUGAGUAGUAAAAAUAGUUUCAAUUAUUUGUUCUUCAAACGAUUAGGUCAUUUAUUUCAUAUUUUUCUUCCACUUUCUCGUCUUUCAGUAAAUGUGAAUAAUCAUAAUGAACGAAUUUAUUCUCAUCCAUUAAUUCUUAUUUUAUUAAUACUUUUAAAUGAAGCUGGUUUACAAUUUGUUAUCUAUUAUGUUGGUUUAAUUCCAUCUGAAUUUUAUGUUCAAUUAGGUAAAUCACCAAAUGAACGUGAUUUUAAAUUAUUUCGUUGGUUAGUUAUUCGAGCAUUUGCUUUUGUAAUAUUAAAUGCAUUCCUUAAAUCACUUUCAACACUUUUAUCUUCAAUACUUUACGUGAAAUGGCGUACGAGACUUGUUCUUUAUUUACAUUCCCUGUAUUUUACACAACAACGAUAUUAUCAUUUAUUACAUACAACACAACAAAAUCAAAAUCGAAAUAAUGACGAUCGUUCAAUAAUAUAUGAAAAUCAUACAGUACAAACUACUGACAGUGAUAGUAACGAUCAAGAAUCAGUUAAUUAUAUAUCAACGAAUCGUCCUCAACCACUAGUAACAAUAAAACCAUCUAUAGAUAAUCCUGAUCAACGUAUAACUCAAGAUGCCGAUGCAUUAUGUCGAACAUUAUCUGUUAUUAUACCUCUUGUUGUUAUAUCACCAUUUACUAUUGCUUUUUAUACAUAUCGUACAUGGGAAAUUACUGGUUAUUAUGGUCCAUUAGCUAUAAUAAUCUAUUUUAUAAUAUGGACUGGAAUAAAUAAAUUAUUUAUUUCAGCUGUAUCUCGAACAAUAUUUCGACAAAAUAUAUGUGAAGGUACAUUUCGUUUUCUUCAUACACAAAUUCGAACAUAUAAUGAAUCAAUUGCAUUUUAUAAUGGUGGUUCAUUUGAACAUACAAGAUUUGAUAAUUAUUUCUUAAAAUUUCUUGCACCAUUACUUUAUCGUCGAAAUAUUCAAGAAUUUUUUCUUAGUUUAUCAACUAAUUUAUUUGAUUAUAUUGGAAGUAUAUUAAGUUAUCUUUUAUUAGCAAUAGCUAUAUUUGUUUUUCAUUUCUAUGAUAAUUUAACAUCUGAAGAAUUAGUUAAAACAAUAAGUCAAACAUCAUUUAUAACAAUGUAUUUAAUCUAUCGUUUUAGUCAAUUAAAUGAUUUAACAGAUAAAAUAACGAUAAUUGCAGCUAAUACACAUCGUGUACAAACAUUUGUUGAAUAUAUGAAAAAUAUUGAUAUAUCAUGGGCUGAAAAACAAUCUUAUCAAACUAAUCAACAGAAUGAAAUUCUUAAUAUUAAAAAUCUUUCAUAUUCAAUUCCAAAUAAUAAUAAACAUCUACUUAUGAAUAAUCUCAAUUUAACAUUACAUCAAGGACAACGUCUAUUAAUAACAGGUGAUAGUGGUGUUGGUAAAACAUCUCUAUUUCGUAUUCUUCAUUCAAUCUGGCCAGUGAAUAUACAUGGAUCUUUUUCUUAUAAUACUUCACAUAGUUUUUUACUUCCUCAACGUCCAUAUUUUACAAAUCAAUCACUACAUGAUGAGCUUUCAUAUCCAAAUGUACAAAAUUCUAUAACGAUUACACGUCAAACACAAAUUGAAUAUCUUCUUGGUGAAUGGGAUCUUUCACAUAUUCUUGAUUGUGUUGAAUCAAGUGUAUUUAUAUGUCCAGAAUAUCCAUGGCAAGAUUUAUUAUCACCCGGUGAAUUACAACGUUUAUCAUUUCUACGAUUAAUACUUUAUCUUUCUUCGAAUGAAAAUUCACGAAUGAGUAUUAUAUUUCUCGAUGAAAUAACAUCAUCACUUGAUGUAAAUAUGGAAAUAAAAAUGUAUAAUUAUUUAAUUGAACGAAAUCUUACUUUUAUAAGUAUUGGUCAUCGAGAAACACUUCAACAGUAUCAUCAAUUUCAACUUAAAUUGUAUAAAAAUGGAAGAUAUAUGAUAGAAAAUCUUUGA
Molecule: messenger RNA, 1956 nt
Organism: Adineta steineri
Lineage: Eukaryota; Metazoa; Rotifera; Eurotatoria; Adinetida; Adinetidae
Source: the annotation of a GenBank genome assembly